This is a messenger RNA of Saxophila tyrrhenica, 2475 nucleotides long. RefSeq lists its product as uncharacterized. The record is from RefSeq and is a predicted model, not a curated record. Lineage: Eukaryota; Fungi; Ascomycota; Dothideomycetes; Mycosphaerellales; Extremaceae. The coding region runs from base 1 to 2475 and encodes 824 amino acids. The transcript has 2 exons.
AUGGCGCCGAAUACCACGUUGACAGCGAACAUGCACACGUUCGCCGCGCGCCAUAAUACCUUCACCAUCGCGCAUCAACUUAGCAAGCGACGCGCAUCACAGACCAACGGCAAGAAGAAGGCAGCUGGCGCCAACGUAGUCGAAUGGACGCACGAGCAGCCUACUGGAGAAGAUCUCGCACGCGCCGGCUUCUUCUUUCGCCCCGCCAUAGACAGCCCGGACAACGUACAAUGUUUCCUCUGCUCCGUCAAACUCGACGGCUGGGAACCCUCCGACAACCCGAUCGAAGAGCAUCUGGCGCACUCCGGUAGCUGUGUCUGGGCGCGUAGCAUUUACGCCGGAUCUUCUGCGCAGCGAGAUUACGAUGCAGCGGCAGACCCAAUGUCUGAAGACCUGGUGGCUGCGCGCAAAGGAACGUUCAAUGUAGGAUUAGGGUGGCCGCACGAAGACAAGAAGGGCUGGAAGUGUAAGAUUGGCAAGAUGGUGGAGGCAGGAUGGUGCUAUGACCCUGCACCUGCUGGAGCCGAAGGCGUUGGCGAGGAAGAGGAGGCUGAUGGUGUUACGUGCUUCUACUGCGAUAUCAGUCUGGAUGGAUGGGAGCCAAAGGACGACCCAAUGGCAGAGCACCAGAAGCGGAGCCCAGAAUGCGCUUUCUUCGCGCUGGUAGAGAAGUUCGGUAGCGGCACAAGCAAGAAGGCGGCCAAAGGAAGAGGCAAGAAGGGUGCAUCGCGAGCGAGUACAGCCAGCAAAGCGAGCAGCAGGCUGAGCACGCAGUCGGCAUUGAGCACAUUCUCUCAGGAGCCGAGUCUCGCGGAUAUUGGGGCGGGUUUGGAAUCCAAUGUCGACGGAGCUACGGUGGAUGAUAGUAUCAUGUCAACAGCUUCGACGGCAACCGCCACAGGCAAGGGGACGAAGAAAGCUGGGAGGCCGAAAGGGGCGCCAAAGGGCGGCAAGGGCAGGAAGCGAGCGGGAACGGUGGACUCACAGGUUGAGCAUGAGCCACUGUACCCAGACUUGGGUGCAGCGAGCCAGUCGCAGGAUGUGUACGAUGAAGAGAUACGCGUCUCGUCGCCACCUCUACCAGUCGAGGAGCCAGCACCCGCUCCGGAGAAGAAGGGACGGAAAGGCACCAGGCAGUCCAAGCAACCGCAGGUCGAGUCUUCAAUACUCGAGAUCAGCUCAAUGGAGGUUUCAGCUCCAGCGAAGAAGACUACGCGUGGUCGCAAGCCCAAGACACAACCUGAACCAGAGCCUCCGGUCGCGGAUGCCAGCGACAAUAGCGAUGUCUCUGCGCAACUGCAAGAGGAGCUCGAGCGGUCAAUGGACUUCGACGCGCAGCCAGAAGACACCGCCCCACAGCCUGAAGAGCUGUCCAGAUCAAAGCGAGGUGUCAAGCGUACUUCGGAGGGGCUGGCCAAACGAGAAUCCCAGCUGAGGACCGUUAGUGCCGUCGUCGUGGAGUUCCCUGUGCCGCCGAAGGCUGCUACUGGACCCAAGGGCAAGAAAGGGAGGCAGGCGAGCAAGCAGAUUGCGCCUGCAGUCCCAGAAGAUCAAGAUACGCAGGCGGACGAACAACAGUCGACCCAGGAGGACACUCUCAUGUCAGAACUCGAGCCCGCAGCGAGCAAGCAAACGGAGACGAAGAAAGCGCCAGCCAAAGGCAAGCGAGGCGGUCGGAAAGCUUCGUCGACACGCUCGUCUCGGUCUUCGAAGGCCACUGUUGUUGCGACAGAGCCAGAGCAGACGGAGACGCAAGAAGACUUGGAGCGAGACGAGCGCGAGAUCGAGGCGGAGCUUGAACGCAUUGCUGCUGAGCAGGCGGCAUUGCAAGUAGAGCAAGAGAAUACCGCGGAGUUUGAAGUGUCGCCAUCGCAGCAGCAUACUGAGCAGGUUCGCAGCGCCGUCAGCUCACAAGCUGGCAGCCGACGGCAGAGCACGAAAGCCAAACUAUCUUCACCGCCGCAACUCCCACUGAUGGAUUUCUCUGGUAAGACAGCUACGCCAAGUCCUGCUGGUAGCGACAAGGAGAACCAGCCCUCUUCUGCCGCCGCACCCUCUACGAAGAAGCAGCCUCCAGCGCAAGCACCUAUGCUGUCUCCAACAAAGACCACUCGCAUCCCGCUCGCGCCAGGCACGCCCAACCGUGCGCUACUAUCACCAUCGAAGCGUCUCUCACUCACCAAACAGGUCCGCCAACUCACCUCAACCCAGCCCUGGAAGCCCAUCGAUCUCGACAACGUCCUUCUCGUGUCGCCACAGCCUACGCCAGGCACACUGGCCAAUCGUUUAGCCGGUGCCGCCGGAACGCUGACGUCUCCGGAGAAGGGGCUGACGGUGGAGGGCUGGAUCAUGCGGCAAGCGGAGAAGGCGGACGAGGAUCUGAGGAGGAAGUGUGAGGAAAUGGUUGGGGUGUUUGAGAGGGAGGGCGUAAGGGCUUUGGGGAGUCUGCAGGGGAUCGUUGUUGGUGGGACGUAA